AUGAAGAGCGGGUGCUAUUUUCUGUGGGCGCUUCGUCCAGAUAAAGAGGCGGGUCAUGUCUCAGAGAUGUUGCCGACUGGAUUUUUGGAGGAAUGUAAAGGGCAGGGGGUAAUUGCGCCCUGGUUUAGGCAGGCGGAGGUUCUGAAACACCCUGUCGUAGGAGGGUUUUUGAGCCACUGCGGGUGGAAUGCGGUCAUGGAAAGUGUCUCGGCGGGUAUUCCCAUGUUGGGAUUUCCUCUUGCAGCGGACCAGUUUUACAAUUGCAGAUUCAUGGUGGAGGAGUUGAAGUUUGCGUUAGGGCUGAAAAAUGCAGAGGAUGGGAAAAGGAUUAUAAGAGCUGAAGAAGUAGAGAUGAAGGUGAGAAUGUUGAUGGAAGGGGAUGAGGGUUUGAGAGCAAGACAAGUAGCAAUGAGAUUUAGGGAUUUGGCCGAGGAGGAAGUGAGUAAAGGAGGAGGGUCUGCAACUAAUUUGGAAGUGCUAUGUGUACUAGUAGCUAUAGCUCCAGCUGCUAUUAAUGGAAUCUCUAUUAAUUUCAGCUUUAAAUUCAAUUUUAACAAGGGUCAGUCCCUGCCAAAGGCUGCGAGCCGCGAGGCAGUUUGUAACAAGAACAGUUUGCAAAAUGUUGCCAGAACAGUUUGCAGUGAUCCCUGUUACGGUAUGACUGUCAUUUGGCAGAAUUGUUUGUGUUUAGCAGAGAUGUCUGAAAUUUUAAGUAUUUUAAAAUUGAAAACAGGGGAAUAA
Molecule: messenger RNA, 741 nt
Organism: Cryptomeria japonica (Japanese cedar)
Lineage: Eukaryota; Viridiplantae; Streptophyta; Pinopsida; Cupressales; Cupressaceae
Product: UDP-glycosyltransferase 85A1-like
Exons: 2
Coding region: 1-741 (246 amino acids)
Molecular function (GO): UDP-glycosyltransferase activity
Source: RefSeq, a predicted model, not a curated record